Molecule: messenger RNA, 1660 nt
Organism: Aphanomyces astaci
Lineage: Eukaryota; Oomycota; Saprolegniomycetes; Saprolegniales; Verrucalvaceae
Exons: 1
Coding region: 11-1357 (448 amino acids)
Source: RefSeq, a predicted model, not a curated record
GUUUGGCACCAUGUCAACCACUGCUUUUUCCACGGAAUGCCCUUCCAGCCAGUCGCCAUUCUUCUCCCAGCAAUCCACCUCCUCGAUCCAACAUGAUGGCGACGGAUCCCCAUAUCGCGCCGCAUUUACGCGAUCGCUGGCCCUUCAACCACGCGACACGUUGCACUUCUCCACGUACGGCAUGGGACUUGCGCCCGAUGUGUCGUUUGAAAGUGUGCAAUCCACGCAUGCGUUUCUCACGGCCAACAUGAAUGAAAUAUGGCCACUGUUUUUCGAGCACGACCUCCCCGCCGCCGAACGCAACGUAUUGGCGUCGCUCGGGCUGACUGGCGACGACUACUCACAGGACCAACCCACGUUCCACGUGAACUUUGGUGCCAACGUACAUGAAUUCUUGGUGCGGCUGUUCAGCUGCCACCGUCAGAACGACACACCGUUGACGGUCGUGACAAGCGACGCCGAGUUUGUAUCGUUGACUCGGCAACUGGCUUCGUGGUCGCACGUUGUAGACGUGACCACAGUGCCGUUGCAACCUCACGCUUCGUUUGGGUCUCGUCUGCGACAACGUGUCGCUGUGUUGUCCCCGACGCUGGUCCACGUCAGCGCCGUCUACUCCAACUCGCAGUACCGGUUUCCCGAUUCGGAACUCACUGCGCUCGUGGAUGAGCUACCGCCAGGUUCCAUGUGCAUUGUAGACGUCGCGCAAGCUUUUGAAAACGUAGUAUUGCAACUCCCUCGCUCCAAGUCGUUGGUGGUCGUUGGCAGUGGGGUCAAGCACGCCACGGCGGGUCCUGGCAUGGGCUUCGUGGCGUUCCCAGUCAACGUGUGGACCCCUGCCAACACGGGCUGGAUUGCGCACUUGGGGUCGAUGACUCGCGCCCCGUCGUCCACGGUCGAGUACACCCCCGAGCUGGCGUUUGCAGGGGGGACCCCGGGGUACCACUACGCCGUGCGGCAAUUCAAUGACGUCCAAGCGUUUUAUUCGGCAAAGCAAUGGACCCUGGCAACGCGGCACGCAUAUGUGUUGACGUUGCAGGCCCAGUUUAUCCAGUGGUUAACACAUGCCAAAGUGCUGGAGCCCCAGAACGAACACGAGGGGGUUCACGAGAGCGACGUGUACAACCGAUCCAAGGCCAUUGUUCUGACGCAUUCACAAGCAGACAAGGUGCACCACCACCUUGUCACACCAACGAGUAGUCGCCCCACGGUGUUUCACUGUGAUGUGCGGCUUGGCGACCGCCUGCGACUCGGGUUUGGGCUGCACCAUGUACCGUCUGAAGUGCGAGCGUUGGCAGACGCAGUGAUUGAUGGUUGGCACGAAUUGCACACUACCGAGCGCAUACGUUUAUAUCUUUAGCGUCGGCCAGGAUAUAUGUACUGCCGUUACUUGAAUAGUAUGAUGGCGUGGGCAUCAUUCUGUUAGUGAUCGAGUUCGAGCGGGAUGUUUCGACCUGGCAUAACGAAUACGGUGUAAUGUACACCAUGGUUGCGCGAGUAACGUUGGAAAGUAAAGCGAAGUGGCGAAAUCAAGCAAAGGUCCGCUCCCCGAGAAGGGAGGAAAACGCACUCCUAGUCAGUUUUCUACUAAAAGACCAAAGCCGUUCCUGGCUGUUCCCAUUGAAUAUAAAUGAACACGAUACUCUGUGCUCAUAAGCGCUGA